Messenger RNA from Adineta ricciae, 315 nucleotides. The record is from the annotation of a GenBank genome assembly. NCBI's taxonomy places the organism in Eukaryota, Metazoa, Rotifera, Eurotatoria, Adinetida, Adinetidae.
AUGUCCAACAUAAGUAUUCAAGUUGGAAACGAUCGAAUUCAAGGGAAAUCUAUCGGAUCGAAUCGAUGCCAAUUCUGGUUACACGAUAAACGAUUCAAUAUUGAUUCUUCUGAUGCAGUUGAUGACGCUAUAGAAAUACUAGCCGACCGAGAAAUUACCGUGGAAGGAAAACUGGUCCGUCCAAAUGUAUGGACAGCAGAAUAUUCGUUCUAUGGCGCUUCAUCAUGGGGUACCGUUUAUAUACAGUACACUUUGCAAUUCGAUACAACAUCGAUGAAAGGAACUGUCAAAAGUGAAACAAACGUCGAUGCUUAA